AUGGCCUCAGCAGAAACCGAUGCUGUACAAGCAAAAUUGGCUAAGACCCUACAAAGAUUCGAAAGUAAAAUCAAAGCCGGAGAUUAUUACGAAGCGCAUCAGACAUUGAGAACUAUUGCUAAUAGAUAUGUUAGAAGUAAAUCAUACGAGCAUGCCAUUGAACUGAUUAGUCAGGGUGCUCUCUCAUUUUUAAAGGCAAAGCAAGGCGGUUCGGGCACAGACUUGAUCUUCUAUCUUCUUGAAGUCUAUAAUUUAGCGGACAUUAAAGUGGAUGACGUCUCAGUUGCCAGAUUGGUCAGGUUAAUAGCCGAGUUAGAUCCUAGCGAACCUAAUUUGAGAGAUGUCAUUACCGGUAUGAAUAACUGGUCUAUCAAGUUUAGUGAGUAUAAGUUUGGAGACCCAUACUUACAUAAUGUUAUUGGAAUCAAGCUAUUAGAAGGUGGCUUCGUUUAUGAGGCUGAAAGAUACUUUAUGUUGGGCACACACGAUUCAAUGGUUAAAUAUGUUGAUUUGUUAUGGAAUUGGUUAUGCCAAGUGGACGAAAUUGAAGACAGCACAGUGGCAGAAUACUUCAGCAGAUUGAUUUUCAAUUAUCUAUUCAUCUGUAACAUAUCAUUUGCACACGAAUCAAAGGAUAUUUUCUUGGCAAGAUUUAUUGAGAAAUUUCAACCCAAGUACGAGGAAAUUGAAAAGAACGGUUAUAAAAUAUUUUUCUUCGAAGAUUAUUCUGAUUUAAAUUUCUUGCAGUUAUUGCUAAUUACAUGUCAGACCAAGGAUAAAAACUACUUCCAAAAUUUGAAGAAUCACUAUUUGGAUUUCUCUCAAGUUUACAAAAGCGAAUUGGAAUUCUUGGGCCAAGAGUAUUUCAAUAUUGUUGCUCCCAAGCAGUCCAACUUCUUACAAGAUAUGAUGUCAGGUUUCCUAGGAGGAUCAAAAUGA
Molecule: messenger RNA, 939 nt
Organism: Saccharomyces eubayanus
Lineage: Eukaryota; Fungi; Ascomycota; Saccharomycetes; Saccharomycetales; Saccharomycetaceae
Gene: GET4
Product: protein GET4
Exons: 1
Coding region: 1-939 (312 amino acids)
Biological process (GO): protein insertion into ER membrane
Cellular component (GO): TRC complex; cytosol
Molecular function (GO): protein binding
Source: RefSeq, a predicted model, not a curated record